UCCCACAGCUAUGAUGACAUUUUAGGCAGGCAGCCAGUGCCAGUGAGUUCAUUCACAACGCAAACAUUGAGCUGGAUAGUGGCUAGACGCAGCAGGUGGCCUCUCGGGUCAAUUUACUCAUUAAGAUAUGGAUACACUGAACAAGUUCACAGCUCCUGCAAGUGCAAAAUUUCGCCAGCUUCAGAAGAUGGUCCAGGAUAUCAAGAAGAAUGAUGGCAGCAUCCUAAACAGGCUGAGAAGAUUUCAAAACAAGUCAUCUCCAAAACUACCCGUAAAAGACUAUCAAGGUAAUGACGUGGAGGAAGAACAGUGGUCUGAAAAAGAGUUUGACAGUGACACUGAUGAGUUCCCUCAAGAGGAGAAGGAUGACAGCUAUGAGCCUCCUCCCUGUCAGAGAGUCUUCCCCUCCACUUCGUCUGCCUCCUUUCCCAGGGGGGAAUACAUAGACAGCUGCCGAUGCAGGCCGGGAAGCCCCUCCCCCAGAAAGCCCGUCUGGCCUCCAAAGACCACCAAACCAUCACCGUCACCAUCACUGCCCCCUAAACCCAACCAGCAGGACUAUGAUGAAGAAGACUACGUCAACCCAGAAAGUGACGACGAAGACGACUAUAUAAACCCCACAGAGGAAUCACCUGCUAACCGUCUGAUGCAUGGAAGAGGCAAACCAAUAACGAGCAGUCCUUCAAUGUCCAAGACUGUGCCAGAGCGCUCAAAUAGCCCAGAUGUGUAUGAAGUCCCUGACAUGGAGGAAAACUCUCCUCCCCCAGUGAGCAGAAUGCACAUGAAGAGUUGUCAUCCAAUCCCAGUCCAGGAGCCCAUAGAUGAUGCUGAAUAUGAAGCCUGCAAUCCAGAAUUAACUGGCAGUACAGCGUCCGGGCAAAAGCCCCUGCCUGCACUUCCCAAACCAAUGCCCAGAGAAACGAAGCCAUUGAAGCCAUAUUUUAGACCGAGGCCAAAUAUUGCAUCCGGGGGAAAUGAAGGCACAGCACUGGCCACGAGGCACAUUAACCAGAAACUCACGGCCACACCCCAGCCCUCUGAAUACAAGUGUGCCAAGAUUCCUCUGCCACAGAUGUUUACCUCUCACAAACCUGAUAGAGGAACUGUACCCACAGAUGAAAAUGGGUUAACAGAUGCUGAAGAGGCGACAGAUGUCUUGAAGAAACCCUGGUAUGCCAGCACCUGUGACCGUAAGACAGCUGAGGAUGCCUUGGUUCGCUCAAAUAAGGAUGGGUCCUUCCUCAUAAGGAAGAGCUCUGGUCAGGACACACAGCAGCCAUACACUUUAGUGGUGUUUUACAACAGUAGAGUCUACAACAUCCCAGUGCGCUACAUCCAAGCAUCGCAGCGAUACGCACUCGGGAAGGAGAAGAAAGGAGAGGAGCGUUUCACCAGUGUUUCCCACAUCAUUGAGAACCAUCAGAGGAACCCCUUGGUACUGAUUGACAGCCAAAGUAACUCCAAGGACUCUACCAAACUGUGCUAUGCUGUGAAUCCUUAGGCCUCACUAGAUCCUAACUAGUCCUAUGGAUCAUCAGGGAUUUAAGGUUCGGACUCGGGAGUCACAUUCCAAAUCAGUGCGUCUAGUGUAAGACCUGUGUGCAAGUCAUCAGGCAAUUUGAUGCUACUCUCAGUUUGAAAUUACUGACCAUCUGUUCAGGGUUUGUGAGAAAGUUGGAUUAGUCUAGUCACAUUCACCCAGUCAUGGCUAUCCAAGCAAGACCAGAAUGAAAUUGACUUACUGUAAUGUGCUCUAGACAGACGGGUUGCUUUUGGCAAUGUACCAAUGCUCCAGCUUAACACGUCUGUACGUCAUAUAACGUCAGUUGGACAUAGAGGAACUACAUCACUGCCUUCUCUCCCUGCCAAUAUCCCCCGGCCACAAAAUAGAAGCUAUCAAGAUGAAGAUCACAGAAGUUAUUUUUAAUGAGUGCAUUUGGUAAUUGGCUAGAUUGCAUCAACUACCUUCACUAAAACCACUGCAAAGGUUUUGCCUGCAAACUUUGAAUCGUGAUUUGAUGGGAGAGGUGCCUGUCUGAAGAGGACCCUCCUGGAACAAUUUUUUUCCCUCUUUUCGAAAUGUACUAAGUCAGUCCGUCAUGAUUACCGGACCCUAGUCAAUGCUGUUGCCUAGGGUCAUGUUUCCGGGACUGGUACUGUGCCAAUUCAGUAAAAUAGUUCAUGUGUGUACAUUUUCAAACGUGUGUUGAACAUUUUGCAUUCUAUGGGGUCUUUUCUACCAACCAAACAUGGCCCCUCGAAUCUUGCCAUGAUGUAUUCUUAAAGAAUAAAAUAUUGUAGAUAUAUUAUAAAUAGAAAGUAACUACAGUAAGUGUGAAUGGUGUAUGAUGCUGGAAAGCAACACCAAUAGAACAAAAAAAGAUCUGCAGCAUUGAGUGUUAUACUAUAUUCUUGAGUUGUGUUCAUUAACUCAAAAUGAUUGAUAUACCUUUCCUUUCUUAAUUGUGUUACCCAACUUACAUACAUAUUCAAUAAUCACACAUAUAUUGUCAAACUAUUUGUAUUUAUUGAUCUGUACAACACAUAAUGCUACCAGGUGUGUAUCAAGAUAAAUACAUAUUCAUUGUGUAAAGGUCAGGCACUUGGAGAAAAACAAAUAUUUCUUAAGUCAAAAUUGUACCUCUUUCCCUGACUACUAUUCCAAACCAGGUACGUCCUAUAAUUCAUCCAUGCCAGAGAGAGAGAGAGAGAGAGAGAGAGAGAGAGAGAAAGAGAUGCCUAGAGGGGCUGCUGAACAUACGCGCCAUUACAAUGAUGCACUGUGAUUGUGAUGUAGAGAGACACUUUGACAAUUAUCUGUUUAAAUGCAGAAAUACAUGGUGGAUGACUAAUGCUGACGUGUGCAAGCAGAAAGGGUAUGGUCAGAAAGAUGUGCUAUGUGUAUUCAUGAUUUGGGUCCAUUUGACCAAUGGUCCUGUGCUGACUAACUAAAAGUAUCCCUUUCCAUGGACACUUUCAGAACAUAAGGAAACAUACAGUAACAUGCAUAUCAAUAUUGUCAUAAGCUUCAUAAAGUGAGAUAAUGGGAAGAAAUAGUCACUGUCUGUUCAUAAUCCUAUUAAAAAACAUAAUAAUUUCAA
Oncorhynchus nerka (sockeye salmon) is the source of this 3101-nucleotide messenger RNA. RefSeq names its product B-cell linker protein-like. The transcript is spliced from 21 exons. Gene Ontology annotation, biological process: cell surface receptor protein tyrosine kinase signaling pathway; intracellular signal transduction. NCBI's taxonomy places the organism in Eukaryota, Metazoa, Chordata, Actinopteri, Salmoniformes, Salmonidae. The record is from RefSeq and is a predicted model, not a curated record. Bases 128 to 1501 code for a protein of 457 amino acids.